CUCCAUUUAAAAGUUGUUCAUUAGCUACACAGAAGCAUUUAAUUUAAACAUAUAACCCUCUGUAAAAAUUAGUUGAUUACUUCUAAAAGGGAGAAAAAAAGAGCAGCAUAGAUUUUCAUCUUGAAAUUUGUGCUGGACCUAAAGUUUGGCUAGUAGUCUAAGGACAGAGAUUUGCCUGCUGGAUCUAUUGUAUAUCAAGAUGAUGAACAGGAGUUGUCCUAAUACAUUGUUGGAAAUGACAGCAUUGGCAUGACAUAUUUUGAUUUCUUCAGAGGACUUCGGGACACCUUGCUGAAAAUCUUUGGUUUUGUCUGAUAAGAAUCCUGGUCAAAUGAAGUAUGAAAAGUUUGUUAAUAUGUUUUAAACUGUCCAUUGAACUACUCUUCUGUGUAAAUAUCUUCCAGAGAUUUUAUUUAAAUGUCUUUUUGUCUUGCAGUUCUGAUCUGCUUUCCCAAGUGAGCAUAGCGUAGCUGGAGCCAACAUUUAACAAUGAGUGGUGCAGCGUUGGGCCUCGAGAUAGUGUUUGUCUUUUUCCUGGCCUUAUUCCUACUUCACCGGUAUGGAGACUUCAAGAAACAGCAUAGGCUGGUGAUCAUAGCAACGUUAUUGGCUUGGUAUCUCUGCUUCCUGAUUGUAUUCAUACUGCCUCUGGAUGUCAGCACGACUAUUUAUAAUCGAUGCAAACUUGCGGUUAACUCCAGUCCUGCAGAAAGUAAUGGCUCUUACGUUACCCUUGCUCCAAGCAAGCAAAAAUGUUUCAAACCCUGGAGUUAUAUUCCUGAUGGAAUCAUGCCAAUUUUCUGGCGUGUUGUAUAUUGGACUUCUCAGUUUUUAACAUGGAUUCUUCUACCUUUCAUGCAGUCAUAUGCUAGAUCAGGAGGGUUCUCCAUCACUGGAAAGAUUAAAACUGCUUUGAUUGAGAAUGCCAUCUAUUAUGGCACUUACUUGCUGAUUUUUGGAGCGUUUCUAAUAUAUGUGGCUGUAAACCCAAACUUCAAUUUACAAUGGAACCAGCUUCAGACUAUUGGAAUAGCUGCUGCAAACACAUGGGGUCUGUUCCUUCUUGUGUUGCUUUUGGGUUAUGGUUUGGUGGAAAUCCCUCGUUCUCACUGGAAUGGAGCCAAGAGGGGUUAUCUACUCAUGAAGACUUACUUCAAAGCUGCCAAACUGAUGACUGAAAAAGCAGAUGCAGAGGAGAAUUUAGAGGAUAUUAUGGAGGAAGUCCGUAAAGUAAGUGAGAGUAUCAAAUAUAAUCACCCCUUGAGGAAAUGUGUUGAUACAAUACUGAAAAAGUGCCCUACUGAGUACCAGGAAAGAAUGGGUAGGAACAUGGAUGAUUAUGAAGAUUUUGAUGAAAGACAGAACAGUUAUCCCAGUGAAAAAAGUUUGGCCAAACUUCACAAGCAGGUCAUCUAUUCAGUGCAGAGACAUCGUCGUACACAGGUCCAGUGGCAAAUUCUUCUAGAGCAAGCAUUUUACCUGGAAGAUGUGGCAAAAAAUGAAAGCAGUGCAACUCGACAGUUUGUUCAUACCUUUCAUUCCCAGGAACCAGAAAAUAAAAUUAUUCAGUAUUUCUACACACCAACGGUUGAGUGGUACUGGGAAUGCCUUCUCCGACCAUGGUUUUACAGAGUGCUUGCAGUUGUGCUGGCCACAUUCUCUGUAAUUGUUGUGUGGUCAGAGUGCACAUUUUUCAGCACAAAACCAGUUCUGUCGCUAUUUGCGGUUUUCAUACAGCUGGCAGAAAAGACAUAUAAUUAUAUAUACAUAGAGAUGGCCUGUUUUCUUACCAUCUUUUUCCUAAGUAUCUGUGUUUACUCUACUGUCUUCAGGAUCCGUGUAUUUAACUAUUACUACUUAGCUUCACAUCAUCAGACAGAUGCAUACAGUCUCCUUUUCAGUGGCAUGUUAUUUUGCCGUCUUACUCCACCGUUGUGCUUGAAUUUUCUGGGCUUGACCCAUAUGGAUGCAACAAUCUCUCACAAAAACACUCAGCCAACUGCUUAUACAUCUAUAAUGGGAUCCAUGAGAGUGCUGUCCUUCAUUGCAGAUGGAUUCUAUAUAUAUUACCCAAUGCUUGUUGUCAUUCUCUGUAUUGCUACAUACUUCAGCUUAGGAACUCGUUGUUUGAAUCUUUUGGGAUUCCAGCAGUUCAUGGGUGAUAGCGAAAUGACCUCUGAUUUGAUUGAUGAAGGAAAAGAGCUGAUCAGAAGAGAGAAAAGGAAACGACAGAGGCAGGAAGAAGGUGAAACCAGAAGAAGGGAGUGGAAGGAGCGGUAUGGAAAUAGAGACGAUUCCACCAGAAGCAGAGCUGUCCACACAGACCAGAAAGAAUCCAGCUUCUCAGAGACCAAUGCCAGUAGACCACUAUCAAAGUAUACCCGUUCAAAUGGUAGGACUGAAAGAGAUAGAAUAGAACUCCUCCAGGACGCAGAACCGUUGGAUUUUAAUGCAGACUCUGUUAGUGAUGACCCCCUUGAAUCGGACUCAGGAAGGUACCAGCCUGGUGGAAGAUACCUGUCAAUGUCUCGAAGUAAAAUAUUUGAUGAUGUCUAAGCUCAUCAGUGCUAAAGAAAAUUCAGUGAAAAUCUAGCUCCUACUCAUUGCUUGGAAAAUACUGUAUUUGUGAUAUAUCACUGAACCAUCAAAGACUUAGAAAAAAACAUGAAGGAACAACUCUUUUUGGAAAUGCACGUGUAUGAUAAUUUCACCACUUGUGAUAGGAGUAUGCUUC
Molecule: messenger RNA, 2734 nt
Organism: Sturnus vulgaris (Common starling)
Lineage: Eukaryota; Metazoa; Chordata; Aves; Passeriformes; Sturnidae
Source: RefSeq, a predicted model, not a curated record